Scomber japonicus (chub mackerel) is the source of this 540-nucleotide messenger RNA. Its product is annotated as gamma-crystallin M3-like. Bases 1 to 540 code for a protein of 179 amino acids. Gene Ontology annotation, molecular function: structural constituent of eye lens. The record is from RefSeq and is a predicted model, not a curated record. Gene Ontology annotation, biological process: lens development in camera-type eye; visual perception. The transcript is spliced from 3 exons. NCBI's taxonomy places the organism in Eukaryota, Metazoa, Chordata, Actinopteri, Scombriformes, Scombridae.
AUGGGCAAAAUCAUCUUCUACGAGGACAGGAACUUCCAGGGUCGUUCCUAUGAGACCAGCAAUGACUGUGCUGAGGUGACCUCCUACCUGAGCCGCUGCAACUCCUGCAGGGUGGAGAGUGGCUGCUUCAUGGUCUACGAACGUCCAAACUACAUGGGUCACCAGAUGAUGGUGAGGAGGGGAGAGUACCCUGACAACCAGCGUCUGAUGGGAAUGAGCAUGAGUGACUGCAUCCGUUCCUGCCGUAUGAUCCCCAUGCACAGAGGCCAGUUCAGGAUGAAGAUCUACGAGAGGGAAAACUACGGAGGUCAGAUGAAUGAGGUGAAUGAUGACUGCGAUUCCAUCCAGGAACGUUACCGUAUGUCUGACUGCCAGUCUGCUCACGUGAUGGACGGCCACUGGCUGAUGUAUGAGCAGCCCCACUACAGAGGCAGGAUGCUGUACCUGAGGCCCGGGGAGUACAGGAGCAUGAGGGACAUGGGAACAGGCCCCAUGGAUAUGAGGAUCGGAUCCAUCAAACGCAUUACGGAAUCCUGUUAA